Molecule: messenger RNA, 4943 nt
Organism: Schistocerca cancellata (South American locust)
Lineage: Eukaryota; Metazoa; Arthropoda; Insecta; Orthoptera; Acrididae
Gene: spoon
Product: A-kinase anchor protein 1, mitochondrial
Exons: 10
Coding region: 513-3464 (983 amino acids)
Molecular function (GO): RNA binding
Source: RefSeq, a predicted model, not a curated record
AACGCCAUAUUGACUGUACUGGAAAACAGAGUGGUAGCACGUGGGAUAGGAUACCAAAUACGCCGUUUGCUCUGGACGUACACAUAUCUGCCUUGAAUAUUGGAUCGAAAUUGAUGACUGUCAUAAGAAAUUGUUAAGUGCAAGCUGAACUAUUGAGCAAGACCCUAACGGCAGUUCGCGAACGUUGUGCGGCGGGUCUGGUUGCUUACUGACCAUUCGCACAGCAAGUGUGUGUGCACGUCAAGUGAUUUGUUGCUGAAGAAUUUGUCUUCGGUGUUAUUGCGCAGACGUUCCAGUUGGGCCGGCCGAGGCGGCGCUUGACACGUGCUGUUUCGUUGACCAUCGGGACGUGAGAAUCAGCUGAAUUAGCGUGAUUAUCGUUAGAGGUCUGAUACCUGAGGAUUGGACGCUGCUUGCCAUUGGCCAAUUAGCGCACGACCUCACUCUUUGCAGGCCUCACUUUUGGUUCAUCGUUGACAUUUGCACCGUGGUGUCAGUCGUGGAAGUGAAUAAUGGCACCCACAUCAUGCCGCCACACUUUGAUCUGGUCUCUGCCAACAGUUGCCCUUUUGCUCACUUUCCUCUGGUACAAAAGCAGAAGAGGAUCAUCGCGAAGUGACCCAGGGGGGACGGCUAAAGGGACUCGAAAAGCCAAGAAGCAGGAAGAGAGAACCAAAAAUCGCACAUCGAGUUUGUUGGCUGAGGAUAGUAAGAAAACAGUGAAGGAGGACAUUUGUUCCACAAGUAAAGAACAAACAGUAAUCAGAAAAGGUUCAUCCACGACAGGAACAGUGGGUCUUGAGUUGGGAUAUCCAGAAGAACAACAAAGUGAAAUUAAUUUUGCUGCAAAAGUUAUUGAGAAGCCAUCUGUUGAAAAUACUGUACCUUCCAGUGGAACGAACUUUUCCACUGACUCCAGUGAAAUUAUCUCGGUAGGAGAAAGCUCUCAUGAUUUAAUAGUUGGAAAGUGUGAUAACAGUGCUGAUAAUAAAAACUCGCUAAUAGAGCUAUCAGAUACAUCCAAAUCAAAUUGUGUUAUUAAUAUUACUAGUGACAGUAGGCUCAGUGCUGAAGAAAAUAGUGGUAGCAUAGAAGGAUUGUUAGUGCACUGUGAUCCAAAAGAAUCAAACUUUGAAGUAAAAACGAACUGCGAGGGUGCUGUACUGCAAAGGGAAAGCUCUGAAAUUGCUGUACUGACGGAAAUAGACUCUGCAAUAGUUUUUCCACCGGAAAGUGACACACAAAUUAGUGGACAAUUGGAAUCAGCUGCUGAGAGUGUUAUCUCUGAUCCAAAGGAAAUAACCUAUGAAAUAAGUAAUUUACAGGAAUCACUGAAUGAACCAGGUCUUGGGAUAACUAUCCCCACAGACGUACAUACUGAGGUAGCUGUCCCCAAGGAAACAAUCCUCGAGGUUCCUCCCGAAGACGAAACAAUUUACGAAGUAGCUCUCCAAAAAGAAACGAUUUACGAAGUAACUGUCGAAAAAGAAACAAACUCCGAGGCAUCUGCCUCAGAGGAAAAGAAUCCCGAUAUUACUGUGUUGCAGGAAACAGUCUCCGGGGUUACUGUUCCAAAGAACACAAUAUUUGAAGUACCAGCUUCACAGGAAAUAAACUCUGACAUAAUUGUUGCACAGGAAACGGACUGUGACUUAGUUGCUACACAGGAAAUAACCUCCGACAUAGUUUUUGCACAGGAAACGGACUGUGUCUUAGGUGCUGCUCAAGAAAUAAACUCUGACGUAGUUGUUGAACAGGAAACGGAAACGGUCUCUGAGUUAGUUGCUAACCAAGAGGCUGACUUUGAUGUAACUGUCCCACAGGAAGAGGACUCCAAAGUCAUCAUCCCACAGGAAACACACUUUGAGGUAACAGUCUCUCAAGUCUGUCAUCCUGGAAACACCAUUGGUGAUACCUAUCAUUCUGACACUUUCAAAAGUGAGGAGAAUAACCUGAGUAUUGGUAGUCAGUGUUCUGAUUGUAGCCGUGUGUCGUAUUCAAACACAUUUGCUACAGGCAGUGAAGAAGUGAUUUCUGCUGCUGAGUGCAACGGUGCUGAGGACUUGCCCAGCAGUAAUCUUACAGACAGACACACUGAAGAAGACACUAUGCCAGAACCUGUAAGAGAGGACUGGACAUUAGAGAAAAGCUCUGAUAUUCAGGCAGAGCCAACUUCUGAAACUCAGAGGAAAGAUACAGAUCAAACCUGUGGAGAAGAUAACGAGUGUUCUCAAAACAAAGAUUCAGAAUCUACACAGUCAGCCAGAAUGCAGACACCUCCACCUGUAAAAGAAGUAUCGGAUGAGGCGGACACUGCAGCAACAGGCAGUAGCUGUGGUCUUGAAGGCAAGCUGGCUGCACUGGAGCUGGGAAAGGGUCGCGAUUCAGCCAAUCAUAGCCCUGCAGAGGUUAUGCUUGCCAGUCCAUCAGCAUCUAGCUACUCAGAUGAGGGGUCAAGUGACAGUGGCAAGGGAUGCAGUGAUUUAGCAACACCACCAUCACGCACUCCAGCAAGUGGCAGUUCUGUAUCUGGAGAUGCUACUGCCUUGUCUGUGUAUGAAUUUGUCCUACCCCAGCACCUUGUAGGCCGUCUUAUUGGCAGGCACGGGGCAUUUGUACACCAAAUUAAAGCAAAAACAAAUGCAAGUAUACUCAUCAAGAGGCAUCCAGACACACAAAAACUGAAAAUUUGUGCUGUGGAAGGUACACAGCUCGAUAUUGAGAGCGCUCUUGAGAUGAUACGCAAGAAGUUUCCAUUGAAGCACUAUCCCAGUAUAACUCUUGAGCAAGUGUGCUUUGUGCCACCUGUUACAGUAUGUCCAAUUUUACCAGAAUGUUUGCAGUUAAUGCUGGUGGAAGGUGUGAGCAAUGAUGUGAUUCUUUCAAGCUUAGUGACACCAGGCCAUUUCUUCCUGCAACAGCCAACUCAUCCUACAUUCCCUGCUCUGAACAGGCUAAAUGCCUGUAUGAAUGUGUGUUAUAGUGAACCAAAUGUACCUCUUUUGCCGACACCUGUUGACCCUGGUGUAAUAUGUGCAGCCCCCACUAUGGGCGGAUGGUAUCGAGCACAAGUCGUCUCUGUAGAACCUGAAACUAAUGUGUGUGAAGUAAAAUUUGUUGAUUACGGAGGUUAUCUGUCAUUAGAACAUACAGCAUUGAGACAAAUUCGCUCAGAUUUCAUGACUCUACCAUUCCAAGCAUCAGAAUGUUUCUUGGCUAACGUGAUUCCUGCAGGAGGUGAGGAAGCAUCAUGGAGUGCUGAUGCUGCUGCAGUAAUGGAGGAACUAACACAUGGCCAAGUCCUUCAGGCACAAGUGUGUGACUACACGGAAGAAAACAUACCUAAUGUAUUUCUCUACGCUGUCCAUUGCAAUCAGGUGGUGCUUGUCAACCAAGAGCUCGUUUUAAGGGGCCUUGCUGAGUGGUGGAAACCUGAGGACGUUAAUGAUGUGUCAUGUGUGUAAGAAGAGUACCAGUUUUGGAAAGUUCCUGUGGCAUUUUAACAAGUCUUCCUGUCUGCAAAGACAAGAGUAUGGAGGGAGAGUUUAAUUCGUUAAUAUCAGAAGGUGCUUUGCACGUACUGCAAACAAUUGAACCAUGAUUGCUUUUGUAAUUGCAUGCAGUAGGAAUUCUUGUUUCAUUUUGUACUUCUGAUUGAGAGUGUAAAUUAUUAUUUUCAAUUUGAGUGUUAAUGUUUCUAUCUAUAAGUUAAUUUCAUGAAGCUAUACCGUAAUGUUUUGCUGUGAAUAAAAAUUAAAUCUUUGAAAAUAGUGUUUGAGGUGGAUGUAAUUUUAGAUAUAAUUGGAUUAGAAAUAAACUGUAAUCUGUUAAAAGCCAUUAUUAAUGUAUAAAGAAUCAUGUGAUAUUCAUUUCCUGUUACGUAUAUACAAUUUGCUUUAAUAUUUGUAGAUACUGUUGUAUAUGUUGUUUGGCGUACACUAGUUUGAAGUAGCAAUCACAUUUAAACAGAGAAGUGUGUCGAAGGAUAAAAGUUAUGUUCCAACAAAUAAAAAAUAAUCCAAUAUUCAUUUUGAAUGGUGGGAACGUCUCCCAAAUGACUGUAAUCAUCGUUUGUAUACAUUUAUGAUGUGUGGUGUGUUAUUUUUAAUCGGAUAAACUUGCCUGAUUGCUUUGUAAUACAGAAGCUUCUUGUAAAGAAAAUUGUAAAUAAUAAGGGAAGAAAUUUACUGUGUUGUGGUAACUUUACAACAGACUGAAUUUUAUGCAGGAGUGAUCAGAUUCCAUUGAAAAAUGUAAUCAGAUAUUUUAUUGCUUUGAAUGUUUUUAAUGGAUUACUAUUGCUGGGAUUGCAUAUUUCUGUACAGAGAGCAGCUCUAAUGAAGUUGUUAAAGUGAUCAUAAAUAUUAUUUUUGGUAAAAAACAAAAGAAAAAUCUUGAGUGAGAUGUAGUUCUGUAAACUUGGGAGUUUCCUACAGUUGCGUUAGUGUCAUUUUGUUAGUGUUUGUUAAUUUGUGAAAUCUGUUGCCAAUGUGGAGUUUUGUUUUGUGCUAUGAAUUGCAAUAUAUGUUAAAGAAGUUGGUACAUGUUACUUAUUCAGGUACCUGGAUAGCAGCCACAUAAUUAUUAUCAAAAUACAGUUAAAGAUUUAUUCAGAACCAUAAUGAGAAUGUAGGGAGAGUGACUUCAUGUGGAUGUCAGCAUUUAAAAUAUGAACAUGUUAAAUAUUUCCAGUUAUUUGCUCAAUGUAUCACACUUCCUGAUAACUGUCCAAAGUUGCCUUACAUUAAUUAGCAGCCAUGUAAUGAGUUUGCACAAUAGAAAUGAUUGUACGUCACAUCUAAUCUGACUCAUGAAAGAGCAUCCAUUUAUCAUUAACAAAAUGGAAAGAGAUUAAUCAUGCAGAGUUCCAGUUUUUAUGUUUACAUGCUUUGGCUUCCCACCUUUCGGGGAAAUCUCCACAGAAAUAAAAAAAAAAAAAAAGG